This is a messenger RNA of Bacillus rossius redtenbacheri, 3054 nucleotides long. RefSeq lists its product as uncharacterized. Bases 62 to 871 code for a protein of 269 amino acids. NCBI's taxonomy places the organism in Eukaryota, Metazoa, Arthropoda, Insecta, Phasmatodea, Bacillidae. Gene Ontology annotation, molecular function: phosphatidylinositol bisphosphate binding. The record is from RefSeq and is a predicted model, not a curated record. The transcript is spliced from 7 exons. Gene Ontology annotation, cellular component: membrane.
ACCAGGCGGGCCCCGAGGCGGCGAGCGAGCGCAGAUACUCCUGGGACACCGUCUGCUCGCCAUGGGCUGCGACAGCAAGUUCUUCCCGGCGGAGGACGACGGCUACCGCUGCGGCCUGGACGAAGAGACACGGAGGGUCGCCAGCUCCGAGCUGAGGGAGGACGAGGCGGCUCGGGCCGCCGCGGUGCAGCAGCUCAGGGACUGGGUGCUCAGGCACCCGGCCAUCAGGAAGUGUCGCACGGACUCAGUGUUCCUGCUGCGGUUCCUGCGCUCCAAGAAGUUCAGCGUGCCGCUGGCCCAGGAGAUGCUGGAGCGCUACCUCACGGUGAGGCAGCUCUACCCGCUCUGGUUCCGGGGACUCAGCGCGGACGAGCCCGUCGUGCGGGAGAUACUGCUGGCCGGGUAUCUGGUUCCACUUCCUGAGCGCGAUGAGUUUGGUCGCAGAGUGAUUCUGAGAUGUGCAGGUACUUACAGUCAUAUCUUUCAAAAUUGUCUUUAUUUUCAGAAAUCUACACCCAUGAGGCACAAAUCGUCUACCUUCCUAAACCUCCCUCAUUACGCCAGCAAGUUCAUGGAGUUCUUUGUCACCCUGCUGAACGAAAAACUUAAAUCAAGGAUUAAGUUGAUAUCAAAUACUGAAGAGCUACAAAAGAUUGUAAACAUAAAAAUUCUGCCAAAAGAAUACGGUGGAGAAAUGCCCCUGAGUGAAAUGAUAGACAAGUUUCUGCUGAAGCUGGAGGAGAGACGAGAGGCCAUAAAGGCGCUGGACGAGAUGGAGAUGGAGGUCGACCAGAAAACCAAGUUCGUGACGGACCUGGAGGACGAACUGGCCGGCGUGGCGGGCAGCUUCCGGCAGCUGGAGGUCGACUGAGCGAGACCGCCGACCGAGCGCACGGAAACCUCUCUUCGGCACUCGCGCACGCACGCACUCAUCACCCCCCCCCCCCCCCCUUUCACUCCCAGCCCGCACGUCGGAGUGACUGGCACGAUCGUGCGUGAACAGCCGGCAGCCGCGAACUCCAAUUGCAAUUGGCAGCGAGAUCAACUUUUCGAAACACCCGAUACAACAUUGCCCUUGUAUUAGGGAUGGGGGGUAAAAAAACUGUACCUGUACAGUAGUAGCAAUUUCUUUAACUUUUCACAGAGAGAAAAAAAAAAAUACUAACUAGCUAGGAAAUAAACCGAAAUAUUCUCGAAAUUUUUAGUUAAUGAAGCUUAAAUUCUCAAUGAAAAAAAAUUUGUUGGUCACAUUUGCUGAACAUUGUUGAAGUUUUGAACAUUUUUAUAUACAUUAUUUUUAUUUUUUUUUUUACUUUUUAAAUGAGAACUGUUUUAUCUUAGAUUUUAAAGAAAAGUAUCUACAUACAUAUAUUUAAAGCUGCUUUUAUACGCAAAGCACUGUAUGUAUCUGGAAAAUCAUUACUUAUCAUAAGAAUGCUUACAAUUAUUGUUGACUGAAAUUUUUUUUAUUCUUACAUGUAAACCAAAAUAUUUUGUAUGUUUGUAUAUUACAACAGUAGAAAAUUUUGUUUGCUAAGCUAAAAAUAAAGUACAAAAAUUUGUGCGGAGUUCCUGCAACAUCUAGAAUAUAUGCUACAUCUAGGUAUGUAGCGAACUGACAAAAGUAGAUGGUUCUUAGCUAUUACAAGUGUAUUUACUAAUUCACUGAAUUUAAUCACAAGACACUUAUAAUUCAUAAAGAAUUAUGUUUUUUAUUUGUAUUAAUUUUUAUUAUACAUACAAAAAUACAGUUUGUAUGUCCAAUUUUAUAUCUUUAGUUUAAGUUUUUAUAUUUAUGUAUGUGAAUUAAAACAUCACAAUGCUGGUGGUAUAAAGUUACCAAUACCCAAAAUAUUUCUAAACAAAAAGAAAUUUUUGUGUAUUAACUAGGUUAGUAGAAUGAAAUAUAUCAUGAAUCACUGUGUAGAGCAGAUACUUAGCGGUGUAUUUGUAUUUUCCAGUGCUCAACACACUGAAUAUUUAUUAAUUUAACACAGCACUGUUUUACAACGGAUGUGAAGUGACACUGUGAUAUAUUGGGCUUUUUGCACAACUUGUUAUAAUGCUGAUUACUAUUUUAUAUUGUUUAUUCAAUUGUUUAUAAAUACAUAUAUUGCAAGAUUAUUUACCUUGGAUUUUUUUUUAAAAAUAGUUUCAACCAUUACUACAAACUUAAUUAAUAAUAAAUAACUAUGCUUUUUAAUGAACUGCUUAUAACAUAAGUAUGGCAUGCUUGGUUUUUUUAAAUUUCAUAUUUAACGUCUGGUUGAAAGCGAGGUCAUUAGAGAUGGUAGCACGCCUUGCAGAUAAGGGAUUACAUAUACCGUAGAUGAUUGACGACCCGAUAUAAAGACUGACCUGGAUUGUCCGAUCAAUAACAAAUAUAUAUUACUGCUACCCCUUUCAAUCAUUACUCCUAAAAUGAAUAUCACUGGCCACCAGUGAUGGAACCAGGAUUUUGGUUUGGGAAGGGCUUAACCCAGAAAAUUUAAAAUACAUAAUAUAUCUACUUAAAAUGGAUUAAGUAUUAGUGUUGAAAAUUGUACUGUAGGUAGUGUAAUACUAAGAAAGAAUAAUAUCAAGUUUAAUUUGAGAUCUGUCAGGGGUGGACCAAGAUGCAUAUUUUUAGGAAGAUAAGAUCCAAUUAAAAAGACUACACAUAUUCAAAAACUUUUACUAUAAAUAUAAUCUUUCACAAUGUACACAAGAAAUUGAAGCUACAUUGAGUUGUAUGGUAGUACAGCGUAUGGAAACAGUUUUAUACAUUCUUAGUUUCAUUUUUUUAAUAAAAUAUUUAUCACAGAAAACUGAACAAAACAAUUUACAAAGCACAUGCAAUGAAUAACAAAUAAAACCAUAUAUAGAUGGGCCGGUCGAAUCCUAAAACCUUCAUAAUCAUCAAAAUAUUAGUAAUAAAAAUGUGAGAUUUUAAUAAAAGAUUCAAAGAAAAAUACCUAUUGGAAAAAAAGUAACAGGUAAAUUCAGUGCUGACAACUAUAAAGUUUAUUAGGUCAAUUUAUUUUUCUUUCUUUUUAGCUAUCCUAGUUCUGUGCC